This is a messenger RNA of Carya illinoinensis, 1728 nucleotides long. Its product is annotated as meiotic recombination protein DMC1 homolog. Gene Ontology annotation, cellular component: nucleus; condensed nuclear chromosome. The transcript is spliced from 15 exons. Lineage: Eukaryota; Viridiplantae; Streptophyta; Magnoliopsida; Fagales; Juglandaceae. Gene Ontology annotation, molecular function: ATP binding; single-stranded DNA binding; double-stranded DNA binding. Gene Ontology annotation, biological process: reciprocal meiotic recombination; mitotic recombination; DNA strand invasion. The record is from RefSeq and is a predicted model, not a curated record. Bases 435 to 1469 code for a protein of 344 amino acids.
AAAGAAAUUAUACAAAACAAUUUAUGCUGACUACAACAAACCAUAUUAAUUUAUAAAAUUGUUUCGUGAUUAGAGUAUUUUCUUUAAUUCUAUUAUCAUUCCACACGUUUUUCUUUAAUUGGCACCCGAUGUGAGAGAUCAAUACACACUUUCAAUAUUGACAGCAUUUGUGAUGGUACGUUUAUCUCACUGAAUUAUAAAAUUGUAGAGUGCUUCAGCUUGUCUGGCAAGUAAUCCAAAUCCAUAACUCGGAUCUCAGCCACCUUAACUAACUUCGCCCGCACCGGAUACCGUUUCCCGCCCAAUAUAUUCAUUCAUUCCCUCACAAAGUCCAUCACAUUUCACUUCUCUCUUUCCCCCUCUGUUGCGCAACACUGACACUCACGAAGACGUUUGGAAAUUCCGUUCUAGAGGCUUCCUCCACUGCAGCGAAGAUGAUUGCGACUCUUAAAGCCGAAGAUCAGAGCCAGUUGCAGCUCGUCGAACGCGAAGCCAUCGACGACGAAGAAGACCUGUUCGAAGCGAUCGACAAAUUGAUUUCUCAGGGAAUCAAUGCUGGAGACGUGAAGAAGCUUCAAGACGCAGGGAUCUACACCUGCAAUGGCUUGAUGAUGCACACAAAGAAGAACUUGACGGGAAUCAAAGGCUUAUCUGAGGCGAAGGUCGACAAGAUCUGUGAAGCUGCUGAGAAGAUUGUGAAUUUUGGCUAUAUUACUGGAAGUGACGCUCUCGUCAGAAGACAGUCAGUGAUCCGCAUCACAACUGGAAGCCAAGCCCUUGACGAACUCUUAGGCGGUGGAAUUGAAACUCUGGCAAUUACAGAAGCUUUUGGGGAAUUCCGGUCUGGGAAAACACAGCUUGCACAUACUCUAUGCGUUUCUACCCAGCUUCCUACCAACAUGAGAGGAGGGAAUGGAAAGGUCGCCUACAUCGAUACGGAAGGAACUUUCCGACCUGAUCGAAUUGUAACUAUAGCUGAAAGAUUUGGCAUGGAUCCAGGGGCUGUCCUCGACAAUAUCAUUUAUGCUCGUGCAUACACGUACGAGCAUCAGUACAAUCUGCUUCUUGGACUGGCUGCAAAGAUGUCUGAAGAACCAUUCAGACUUCUGAUUGUGGAUUCAGUGAUUGCCCUCUUUCGAGUCGAUUUCACAGGAAGAGGAGAACUUGCAGAGCGCCAGCAAAAACUGGCACAGAUGCUCUCCCGGUUGACAAAAAUAGCCGAGGAAUUUAAUGUUGCAGUCUACAUGACUAAUCAAGUUAUAGCUGACCCAGGUGGGGGAAUGUUUAUAUCAGACCCAAAGAAACCAGCAGGUGGGCACGUGCUUGCUCAUGCGGCCACUAUAAGGCUGAUGUUCCGGAAAGGUAAAGGAGAACAGCGUGUCUGCAAGGUGUUCGAUGCACCAAAUCUACCCGAGGCUGAAGCAGUAUUUCAGAUAACACCAGGGGGAAUUGCGGAUGCAAAGGACUAAGCUCAAGGCCUUGCUGUAACUCCGAAGAAGGCAACAUUAAGGAGCCUUUACAUUUUCCUGAUAUCUGGUUACUCUAGUGUAGAGAUGUUAAAAAUAUAUGCAGUAACCCGUUGGUUCUGAGCCCUAAAAGCAGCAUCGAAGUGCUUUAGGCUUUAGCUGCCUGCCCUAUGCUAGACCUAUAGAAAUAUCAUAAAUCUGCUAAAUGUGGAAACUUAUUCAAAUACAACGGCAGCAUAGAAAUAUACUAGAAUUCAGUGCA